AUGGUGCUGUGCAUGUGCAACAUGGAUGGUAAGCCUGGUGGAAUCUCCCAGGUGUCUGCCAGGAGAUGGUGCCGUGUAUAUGCAGCAUGGAUGGUAAGCCUGGUGGAAUCUCCCAGGUGUCUGCCAGCAGAUGGUGCUGUGCAUAUGAAGCAUAGCUGGUGAAGCCUGGUAGAGUCUCCAAGAUGUCCAGGAUCAGCACAUGUGGCGUCUGACGUCAUCAAAAUGCGACGUGUUUCUGAGCAUGUGCAGGACGUGAUGAGUAUUUGCAUACAGUAACACCCAGGGGCGGACUGACCAUUCG
Molecule: messenger RNA, 301 nt
Organism: Staurois parvus
Lineage: Eukaryota; Metazoa; Chordata; Amphibia; Anura; Ranidae
Source: the annotation of a GenBank genome assembly